Sinocyclocheilus rhinocerous is the source of this 875-nucleotide messenger RNA. Its product is annotated as sorting nexin-8-like. Gene Ontology annotation, molecular function: phosphatidylinositol binding. The transcript is spliced from 6 exons. Gene Ontology annotation, biological process: early endosome to Golgi transport; intracellular protein transport. Gene Ontology annotation, cellular component: early endosome membrane. The record is from RefSeq and is a predicted model, not a curated record. NCBI's taxonomy places the organism in Eukaryota, Metazoa, Chordata, Actinopteri, Cypriniformes, Cyprinidae. The coding region runs from base 72 to 695 and encodes 207 amino acids.
GAGGGACAUUCCUGAUCUUUUCUGCAGGAAAUCACAUGGAGGUGCCAUCGCACUCACAUGACAUCUGACCUAUGGCAGCGGACAUCAAUGAAGGAUCUGUCCCUUCAUACUAUCGUGAAGUACAUCAAGCCAUCUGCUCCAGAACUGAUGAAAGAGUGCCUAUCGGUGUAUUCCAGAGAGUUCUCAGCAGAACAUCUCUCUCCACUACUGUUCAAAACCAGAUAGCCGAACAUGUAAACAAUGGUGAUGGAUUCCUGAGUAAAGUCUCGCUGUAUAAAGGCUUGGCUCUCAUUGCCCUUGCUCAACAAGGAAAACCACCAAGUCCCAAACUGCUAGAGAAUUUCAUACAAGAGUUCCCGAAACCUCAGCUGGGAGAGCCAAAGGAGCUUCAGACUCUGAAGAUGCAGUCGGUUCAGGAGAGUCCUUUGAACUUGUCUUUGACUCUGGCAGAGCUGUUAAAGAAGGACACCAUCAAAGUUGAGCUCAUUCCCGAGAAGAAGGGACUGUUUCUUAAACACGUGGAGUAUCAGGUCACCAGUGAGCGUUUUACAGUAUCAGUCUAUCGGCGAUACAAUGAUUUUGACAUCUUCCAUGAGCUUCUGCUUCAGAGAUAUGCUUACAGAGUCGUGCCGGCGCUUCCUCCCAAAAGGGUUCUGAAAGGAGACUUCAGCAAGAUGUACUUCCAUAGUAACUGAGUACCAGAAAGUUCCUUGCUGUGUUUUAUUAAUGGAAGGACUAUGUUUUGUUGUUCCUGGAAAAGUUUAAUCUUUUCUCUGUUCUUUGGCCCCGCUGCAGUCCUGACCUCCAUGACAGAGCGAGAGUUCAUUGAAGGGCGGAGACGAGCUCUGGGCAGGUUUCUGAAUCUGGUGGCACGA